CCUUCCUCGACCAGGUAUUCGUCAGUAUGGCGUUGUUUUGUUGGCGGCUGUUGUUCGCGGCCGGGGUCGUCAGUCUCGCACAAGGGACUUUAGCUUCUCAGGAGAUUAUGAAGAAACUUACCACUGGCUUUGUCAAGGCUAUGGAGGAGUGUAAGGCAGAAUUAAACCUGGGCGAUCACAUCAUCCAAGACUUUAUGAACUACUGGCGCGAGGAGUACGAGUUACUAAAUCGAGACACGGGCUGUGCCAUCAUGUGCAUGGCGUCCAAACAUGACCUCAUCACUGAGGAUAUGAAAAUACAUCAUGAGAACGCACACGAGUUCGCCAAGAGUCAUGGAGCAGACGACGACUUGGCCAAGCAGUUGGUACAAAUGAUUCACGACUGUGAGAAACAGUUCACGGAUAUCACUGACGACUGCUCCAAGACUCUGGAGAUAUCCAAAUGUUUUCGCACCAAGAUCCACGAGCUGAAGUGGGCGCCUUCUAUGGAGACCAUUCUAGAAGAGUUGAUGACUGAGACUUAAUGAAACGAAGACGACAAAUAUCUAUACACCGUUAAGUGAAGGAAUUAAACUUCCUUUUAGAAGAAGAUAUUCUCCUGUAACGGUUUUCAUUUCUUAAAGUUUUUCAUUAUUUAAUAACAACACGGCUACGUUUAAGGAUUGACGAAUGUUAAUGUUGCGCUUUUCCCGACAGUGACAGCUUUCUGUUUUGGCUUCUCCUAGCUUUAUGUUUUAAAAUGGUGUGGAAAAUUAAAAAUAAACAUAAUUUUAUAAGUUAAA
This is a messenger RNA of Danaus plexippus (monarch butterfly), 782 nucleotides long. RefSeq names its product general odorant-binding protein 1-like. The transcript is spliced from 3 exons. The record is from RefSeq and is a predicted model, not a curated record. Gene Ontology annotation, molecular function: odorant binding. The coding region runs from base 27 to 524 and encodes 165 amino acids. NCBI's taxonomy places the organism in Eukaryota, Metazoa, Arthropoda, Insecta, Lepidoptera, Nymphalidae.